This is a messenger RNA of Ascochyta rabiei, 1452 nucleotides long. RefSeq lists its product as uncharacterized. The transcript is spliced from 2 exons. The record is from RefSeq and is a predicted model, not a curated record. NCBI's taxonomy places the organism in Eukaryota, Fungi, Ascomycota, Dothideomycetes, Pleosporales, Didymellaceae. Gene Ontology annotation, biological process: regulation of peptide transport. Bases 1 to 1452 code for a protein of 483 amino acids. Gene Ontology annotation, cellular component: membrane.
AUGAUCCCGAGACGACAGGAAGAGGUGGAGCCCUCGGCCUCGACGCCGCUCAGUCCGCGCAGUAGCAGUGUGUCGAACGACAGUCGAUUUCUCUACGACGAUGACUUUUUGGAGAGCUCCGUACCUUCACCGGCGAGCGUAGUCAGCCUGUGGGACGAAGGGAAGAGGCCACACAGCAGGAUCAGACACGCAGUCGGCAUCGCGCUGCUGCUCGCGACCGUGUUCCUGUGGACGGCGUCCAACUUCCUAGCCAGCACCAUAUUUGCAGACUCGUCCUACGAUAAGCCCUACCUCGUAACCUACAUCAACACGGCCUUCUUCCUGAUUCCCCUUCUGCCCAUGCUCCUCCACCACCUCUGGGCCGACCGGCAGAACGCGGUGCAGCGCCAGCCGCUCGCAGCCCAACUGCGCAACCUCCUGAACCGGCGGGCAGGAAAGUGGACACUGCUCCGGGACCACGAAUCGCGCUCGUCGUCUCGCUCGCCCAGCAAGUCGGGGGACGCCGAGGGCGCUGAGCUCCUCCUCGGCGACUCGGCGCAUGGCAGCAGUGCCGACGUUGGCGAGCUGCGGGCGGAGGAUGAAGGGCUGACGCUGCAGGAGACGGCCAAGCUGGCGCUGGAGUUCUGCAUUCUCUGGUUCCUCGCCAACUACUUCGCGGCGGCCUGCCUGUCGUACACGACGGUGGCGUCGUCGACGAUCCUGGCGUCGACGUCGAGCAUCUGGACGCUCCUCUGCGGCUCGCUGCUGCGCGUGGAGCGGUUCACGCUGCGCAAGCUCAUGGGCGUGGGCGCCUCGCUCGCGGGCGUAGCCCUCAUCUCGACCAUUGACGUGUCAGGCGAGACGGACGAGAACCGCGGCUCGUUCCCGCACAAGACGCCGCGCGAGCUUGCGCUGGGCGACGUCAUGGCGUUUGUGUCCGCCGUCCUGUACGGCUUCUACGCGGUGCUGAUGAAGGCGCGGAUCGGCGACGAGUCGCGGGUCAACAUGCCGCUGUUCUUCGGGCUCGUCGGCCUCUCCAACGUGGUGCUGCUGUGGCCGGGCCUCGUGGUUCUGCACCUCACCGGCAUCGAGCCCUUUGCGCUGCCGCCGACGCGCAAGAUCCUCACCAUUGUGCUGGUGAACAGUGCGAGCAGCCUCGUUUCCGACUUCUGCUGGGCCUACGCUAUGCUCCUCACGUCCCCGCUCAUCGUCUCCGUGGGCUUGUCGCUCACGAUCCCGCUCAGUCUCGUUGGGCAGAUGGUGCUCGACGCGCAGUAUGCUAGCUGGCUGUACUGGGUCGGCGCGGCGAUGAUGGUGGUGUCGUUUGUGUUUAUCAACAAUGAGGAUGGCAAGGAGGAGGAGGAGGAGGAGGAGGAGGAGGAGGGGUUGCGGGGCUUGGGCGUGGGUGUGGGUGGGGGCCUGGGUGGUGAUGGUGCGAGUCGUAGGGAGAGUGUGCAUUCGAGGAGGAGUUGA